Molecule: messenger RNA, 2922 nt
Organism: Arthroderma uncinatum
Lineage: Eukaryota; Fungi; Ascomycota; Eurotiomycetes; Onygenales; Arthrodermataceae
Product: pre-mRNA splicing factor ATP-dependent RNA helicase prp16
Exons: 5
Coding region: 1-2922 (973 amino acids)
Biological process (GO): mRNA splicing, via spliceosome
Cellular component (GO): intracellular anatomical structure; spliceosomal complex
Molecular function (GO): ATP binding; RNA binding
Source: RefSeq, a predicted model, not a curated record
AUGAGUCGCAAAGAGAGCCCGAAACGGCGGAAGAUCGACUCGGAUCGGUUCACGCCGUCGUCGCCCAAGAGCUUUACCGGUCCUGGCCCCAGACAUAUAUUCAAGCGACGCGAUAGACCUGCUGCCAGAGACGAGGACGGCCAGACAGGGUCCAGCAGAGAUCGCAAUGGCUCAUCGACGCCUCGCCAGCAUGAAUUCGACGGCCCUGAAGCGUUCGUGAACGACGAUGAUGCUAUGGCGCUGGACCGCGAUUGGUACAUGGGAGACGAGUCCGGCCAUACGUUUGGAGACGAGACGCAUAAUCCCUUUGGCGGACCGGAAGCUGCAUGGGCAGAUCAGAUGCGCGAGGCAGCACUGUCAGAAAAGAAGAACAGUCGGCGUUUCAAUGCUCGUGCCGUACAGAAGCAAAAGGACGUGGAUGCGUGGGAGACGAAUCGCAUGCUGACUUCGGGCGUUGCUCAGAGGAGGGACUACGAUGCUGAUUUUGAAGACGAUGACGACUCGACAAGAGUGCAUUUACUUGUUCAUGACCUUCGUCCUCCCUUCCUGGACGGCCGUACGGUCUUCACGAAACAGCUGGAGCCUGUUCCGGCCGUACGAGAUCCUCAGAGUGAUAUGGCUGUGUUUAGUCGGAAGGGAAGCAAGGUCGUUCAGGAAAGAAGACAGCGGAAAGAGCGUCAGAAACAAGCUCAGGAUGCGACGAAUGCGGCCGGAACUACGCUGGGAAAUAUUAUGGGUGUCAAGGAAGAUGAGGGUGACAGUGCUGCUGCAAUUCCUGGAGAGGAAGACCAAAAGGCCGGCAGUGGCAGCAAGUUUGCUUCUCAUUUGAAAAAGUCAGAAGGAUCCAGUGCGUUUAGCAAAAGCAAGACUCUACGCGAGCAGAGGGAAUAUCUCCCUGCGUUCGCCGUCAGAGAGGAACUACUCCGAGUGAUUAGAGAUAACCAGGUUGUCAUUGUGGUUGGACAGACUGGUUCCGGAAAGACUACUCAGUUGACCCAGUUUCUCCAUGAGGAUGGGUACGGCCAGCUUGGCUUGAUCGGAUGUACGCAGCCCCGUCGUGUGGCGGCAAUGAGUGUUGCCAAACGAGUCAGCGAAGAAAUGGAGGUCAAACUUGGAGGGCUCGUGGGUUACGCUAUCCGUUUCGAGGAUUGUACAAGCAGCGAAACGGUGAUUAAAUAUAUGACUGACGGAGUGCUACUCCGAGAGUCCUUGGUACAGCCUGAUCUCGAUAAGUACUCUUGUAUUAUCAUGGACGAGGCUCACGAGAGAGCACUGAACACAGACGUCUUGAUGGGCUUGAUCAAGAAAGUCCUUGCCCGGAGAAGAGACCUAAAACUCAUUGUGACAUCCGCCACCAUGAACUCAGACAGAUUCUCAAAAUUCUACGGGGGAGCGCCCGAGUUUAUUAUUCCCGGACGUACAUUCCCGGUUGACAUACAAUAUUCUCGUUCUCCAUGUGAAGAUUACGUCGACAGCGCCGUCAAACAGGUGCUUGCUAUUCAUGUCUCACAAGGUGCAGGAGAUAUCCUUGUUUUCAUGACCGGCCAGGAAGAUAUCGAGGCUACCUGCGAACUAAUUCACGAGAGGCUGGCUCUUCUAAACGAUCCUCCAAAGAUCAGUGUGCUACCAAUAUACAGUCAGAUGCCGGCGGAUCUACAAGCAAAAAUCUUCGACAAGGCUGCUCCAGGCGUUAGGAAAGUCAUCGUUGCUACUAACAUUGCGGAAACCAGUUUAACUGUUGACGGAAUCAUGUAUGUGGUCGACGCUGGGUAUUCUAAAUUGAAGGUGUAUAACCCGCGAAUGGGCAUGGACACUCUCCAAAUCACGCCCAUCUCUCAGGCUAAUGCAUCCCAACGAGCCGGUCGAGCCGGUCGAACUGGGCCCGGAAAGGCUUAUCAUCUGUAUACCGAACUUGCGUUCAAGGACGAGUUCUAUAUACAAACGAUCCCAGAAAUUCAACGAACAAACCUUGCCAAUACGGUUCUCCUGCUUAAAUCUCUAGGAGUUAAAGACCUGCUUGAUUUCGAUUUUAUGGAUCCACCACCACAAGACACCAUUACAACCUCGCUCUUUGACCUCUGGGCUCUUGGAGCAGUCGAUAACUUGGGCGAUUUAACCGCCAUCGGCCGGAGAAUGAGUGCAUUCCCCAUGGAUCCAUCCCUCGCAAAGCUUCUAAUCACCUCAUCGGAACUAUACGGCUGUAGUGAAGAAAUGCUCACUAUAGUGUCCAUGCUUUCUGUCCCCAGCGUAUUCUACCGUCCCAAGGAACGUCAAGAAGAAUCCGACACAGCGCGUGAAAAGUUCUUCGUUCCUGAAUCUGACCAUCUAACUCUUCUCCACGUCUAUACCCAGUGGAAAGCAAAUGGAUAUUCAGAUGGAUGGUGUGUACGACACUUCCUCCAUCCCAAGGCCCUUCGAAGAGCCAAGGAGAUUCGCGAACAGUUGAAUGAUAUUAUGAAAAUGCAAAAGAUGCAGUUGGCCGGUCGAGUCAAGGGUAUUGGCGAUUCCUUAUACGGUCUUGGCUUUUUGCCCGACUAUGUCGUAUACCAUGAAUUGAUCUUGACAAGCAAGGAAUACAUGUCUACAGUCACUGCCGUUGAUCCCCAUUGGCUUGCCGAUCUUGGUGGUGUUUUCUAUUCAAUCAAGGAAAAAGGCUAUUCCGCGCGCGAACGACGCAUCACAGAACGCGAAUUCAACCGUAAAAUGGAAAUCGAAACACAAAUGGCUGCCGACCGUGACAGGGCCGCCGAACUUGCAGCCCGUGAAGCAGAGAAGGAAUCAGUUAAAAGGAGGCAGGAAGUUCAGGCCGCGGUUCGAAAGCCAUCUUCUACGUCAGUCGUAAGGAAGACCACAAGUGGUGCGGUCACUAGCGGUAGUGUGGUUAGGAGACCACCGUCAAAGAGGGUUGGAAGAGGAUUCUGA